AUGAGAGACGAAGAACACAUUAAGCCUCCCGUGCGACUACUUUUGCCAUGUCGUGACGCCGUGUCCAUGACAACUUUGGCACAGGUGAGCGAAGGUGCCAGAGAGUCACGCAGCCCCACAGCUCACAAUACCAAGUCCACAAAGGCAAGCGUUCUCUUGAUACCAGAAUGUAGCCCUAAGAAUUUAUCGGCUGAUAUCGACUCCCAGUUCUCGGUCUCAUUAGGGAGGCCUCAUGACCUGGAGGCGCGAGGGUUCACGGAGCCCGAAGUUCUGAACGUGCCCAACACCGUCCAACUCCCCGGGGCGCCGCGAGACCCUGCCAUGAUGGAGGCGCGGAAGGAACUGGUCGAGAGAGUCAUCAACGCGUCGCUGGACAUCUUCCUGGAGAAGAGUCAGGAGGCGAUCAUAGCGGCCAUUUUCACGUCGCAGAGGAUGCAGAACGCGCUCAGGGCCUUUGAGCUGAGUCGCGGAGUCCAGCUGCCCACAGACGACGAGCUGGGACUCCUCAGUCGCAUCGUAUUAGCCGAGUGGAGGAGACAUCUGUUCAAUCUUACGGCUCGUUAUCAUGCUAUCAUCACGCGCAAUGCCCAUGGGUUUAAGACGGAGGAGAAAGAGCGAAGUGAAUUCUGGUCGAGUGAGCUGCCGCCGCCCCCCCUGCCCUGGACCUUCUGGACGGCGCUGCUCCACGUCUUCUGUCUUGUGUCCACGAUCGGUGGGUGUGAAAGUUCCUUAGAUAAGAGAUAG
Penaeus indicus is the source of this 744-nucleotide messenger RNA. RefSeq lists its product as uncharacterized. The transcript is spliced from 6 exons. The coding region runs from base 1 to 744 and encodes 247 amino acids. NCBI's taxonomy places the organism in Eukaryota, Metazoa, Arthropoda, Malacostraca, Decapoda, Penaeidae. The record is from RefSeq and is a predicted model, not a curated record.